This is a messenger RNA of Lepidothrix coronata (blue-crowned manakin), 918 nucleotides long. It is a transcript of the gene NQO2, whose product is annotated as NAD(P)H quinone dehydrogenase 2. The record is from RefSeq and is a predicted model, not a curated record. Gene Ontology annotation, molecular function: NAD(P)H dehydrogenase (quinone) activity. The transcript is spliced from 6 exons. Bases 65 to 757 code for a protein of 230 amino acids. Gene Ontology annotation, cellular component: cytosol. NCBI's taxonomy places the organism in Eukaryota, Metazoa, Chordata, Aves, Passeriformes, Pipridae.
UCUCAUUUGAAUUCUCAGGCCAUACCAGAUUCUCAGGAGAGAAGCUCUCCAGUGCUCCCGGACAAUGGCAGGGAAAAAGGUCCUGAUAGUCUAUGCACAUCAAGAGCCCAAGUCCUUCAACGGAUCUUUGUUGAAGAUUGCUGUGGAAGAAUUGACCAAGCAGGGCUGCAGUGUCACGGUGUCGGAUUUAUAUGCAAUGCAGUUUGAGCCAAGAGCAACAAGAAAUGACAUUGUUGGUCGCUUGCACAACUCGGAAGCGUUCAAUUAUGGUGUGGAGACGUGGGAAGCUUACAAGAGGGGAGGUUUGUCCAAAGAUCUGGUUGAAGAGCAAAAGAAGGUGCAGGAAGCAGACUUGCUGAUUUUUCAGUUUCCCUUGUUUUGGUUCAGCAUGCCUGCGAUCCUGAAGGGCUGGAUGGACAGAGUCUUGGUCCAAGGCUUUGCUUAUGAUUUGUCCAAGAGUUAUGACGGUGGUUUGCUCCAGGACAAAUUAUCCCUGUUUUCUUUCACCACUGGAGGAAACAAAGAAAUGUAUUCAAAUGGAGGUAUCGGUGGUGAUAUUCGCUAUGUUCUGUGGCCCAUGCAGCAUGGAAUCAUGCACUUCUGUGGUGUCAAAGUCCUUGAACCUCACAUCUGUUAUGCUCCAGAGAAUGUCUCUGAGGAGAAGAGGAAGGAGAUGCUGACUGGCUGGACCCAGCGUCUGAAGACUCUUUGGAAGGAAGAACCCAUAAACUGCUCUCCUGAGUGGUAUUUCAAGUAGUGUUCAGCUACAAGACUACAGAGAGAAGAUCAUUUUUCUCCAUUCUUUUGGAUGCUCUAUCUAAAUACCUGAAUGCUAAUCUCCUAAUUCAAAUGUAUUUUAAGAAUCUGGAAUACAGCAGCUAGCAGCUUAACUGAAAAUAUAGCAUUUAUCUUCAUUGA